UAACGACAUCUCUUCAAAGUCCAGAUGUUUAACAUACAUAUGUAUCUAUCUAUUGGGCAGCUUCUUACCUGACCACCAGAGGGCGGGCUCUUCUGUUAAACCAGUGGACUCACCUGCAGUGAAGGGCUGUAAAGUGUGAUGCAAACAGCGUCUUGACAGGUGGCGCUCUGCUAUGAAUCAGAUCAAGGACAGUGAAGAGGAAGCUCCGCCCUCUAAAACCACUCUGUGUGAGGAACAUGAGGGUCAGAGGAGGAUCCAUCAACAGAGACCAGACUCUGCCAGACCUGGACCUGGACCCAGCUGUGUCUCCAUGUCGAGUGACUGGUCCAUGGAAGAACCUUUGAACUUCAAACAAGAACAGAGGACGAUCCAUCAACAGGGACCAGACUCUGCCAGACCUGGACCUGGACCCAGCUGUGUGUCCAUGAAGAGUGACUGGUCUAUAGGUCAUUAUAUUGACUUCAAGGAUGGAAAAAAACAUGGUGAACUAAUAGUUGAUCAGGAGAGGACAGAGGUUCUCAGUGGUCAGUCUGUCCAGCAGCAUGGAGCAGACCUGGACUCCAUAUUUAAGCUGCUGGAGGAGAACAUCAUCUGCUUUGUGAAGAACGAGCUGAAGAAGAUCCACAAGGUUCUGGAUACAGAUCACACAGAAGUCUCAGAGAGUCAGAGGGAGGAUGAGGAGCAGAGGAGCAGCAGAGAGGCCUUUCUGAAGAUCACAGAGGACUUCUUAAGGAGGAUGAAGCAGGAGAAGCUAGCUGACAAAAUCAGAGCUCCAGCUUGUCGACGUGAAUUCAAAUCAAACCUGAAGAAGAAGUUCCAGUGUUUGUUUGAGGGCGUGGCUAAAGCAGGAAACCCCACCCUUCUUAAUGAGAUCUUCACAGAGCUCUACAUCACAGAGGGAGAGACUGGAGAGGUCAAUAAAGAACAUGAGGUCCGACGGAUUGAAAGAGCUUCCUGGAAACCAGACAGACCAGAAACAUCCAUCAGACAAGAAGACAUCUUUAAAGCCUCAGCUGGAAGAGACGGACCAAUCAGAAGAGUGAUGACAAAGGGCGUGGCUGGCAUUGGGAAAACAGUGUUAACACAGAAGUUCACUCUGGACUGGGCUGAAGACAAAAGCAACCAGGACAUGCAGUUCAUGUUUCCCUUCACUUUCAGAGAGCUGAAUGUGCUGAAAGAGAAGAAGUUCAGUUUGGUGGAACUCAUCCAUCACUUCUUCACUGAAACCAAAGAAGCAGGAAUCUGCAGGUUUGAAGACUUUAAGGUGGUCUUCAUCUUUGAUGGUCUGGACGAGUGUCGACUUCCUCUGGACUUCCACAACACUGAGAUCCUGACUGACGUCACAGCGUCCACUUCAGUGGACGUGCUGCUGACAAACCUCAUCAGGGGGAAACUGCUUCCCUCUGCUUGCCUCUGGAUAACCACACGACCUGCAGCAGCCAAUCAGGUCCCUCCUGACUGUGUGGACAUGGUGACAGAGGUCAGAGGGUUCAUGGACCCACAGAAGGAGGACUACUUCAGGAAGAGGUUCAGACAUGAGGAGCAGGCCAGGAGGAUCAUCUCCCACAUCCAGACAUCACAAAGCCUCCACAUCAUGUGCCACAUCCCAGUCUUCUGCUGGAUCACUACAACAGUUCUGGAGAACAUGCUGAAAACCAGAGAUGGAGGAGAACUGCCCAAGACCCUGACUGAGAUGUACAUCCACUUCCUGGUGGUUCAGUCCAAAAUGAAGAAGGUCAAAUAUGAUGGAGGAGCUGAGACAGAUCCACACUGGAGUCCAGAGAACAGGAACAUGAUUGAGUCUCUAGGGAAACUGGCGUUUGAGCAGCUGCAGAAAGGAAACCUGAUCUUCUAUGAAUCAGACCUGACAGAGUGUGGCAUCGAUAUCACAGCAGCUUCAGUUUACUCAGGAGUCUUCACUCAGAUCUUUAAAGAGGAGAGAGGCCUGUACCAGGACAUGGUCUUCUGCUUUGUCCAUCUGAGUGUUCAGGAGUUUCUUGCUGCUCUUCAUGUUCAUCUGACCUUCAUCACCUCUGGAACAAAUCUGUUGUCAGAAGAACCAACAACGAGCCAGUGGUCCAGACCGUUUAGAAAAAAACGCCAGCGCUCCAUACAAACAAACAAACCUGAACUGAAUCAUCUGCACCAGAGUGCUGUGGACGAGGCCUUACUGAGUCCAAAUGGACACCUGGACUUGUUCCUCCGCUUCCUCCUGGGUCUUUCACUGGAGACCAAUCAGAAGCUCUUAAGAGGUCUACUGACACAAACAGGAAGUGGUUCACAGACCAAUCAGAAAACAGUUGAGAACAUCAAGAAGAAGAUUGGUGAGAAUCUGUCAGCAGAGAGAAGCAUCAACCUGUUCUACUGUCUGCAUGAACUUAAAGACCAUUCUCUAACUGAAGAGAUCCAAUGGUUCCUGAGUUCAGGACGCCUGUCCACAGAGACACUGUCUCAUGCUCAGUGGUCAGCUCUGGUCUUCAUCUUACUGUCAUCAGGAAAAGAUCUGGAAGAGUUUGACCUGAAGAAAUACUCUGCUUCAGAGGAGGUUCUUCUGAAGCUGCUGCCGGUGGUCAAAGCCUCCAACAAAGCUCUACUGAGUGGCUGUAACCUCUCAGAGAGAAGCUGUGAAGCUCUGUCCUCAGUCCUCAGCUCUGUGUCCUCUAGUCUGAGACACGUGGACCUGAGUAACAACGAGCUGCAGGAUUCAGGAGUGAAGCUGCUGUGUGAUGGACUGAAGAGUCCUCACUGUUCUCUGGAGACUCUCAUCAGAACUCUGACUCUUGUUGAUGAAGAUGUUUUUUCUGAAUCACUGAGUUCAUCAUAUCUUCUUAACUCCAGUCUGUCAGGUUGUCUGGUAUCAGAGGAAGGAUGUUCUUCUCUGACCUCAGCUCUGAACUCCAACCCCUCCCAUCUGAGAGAACUGGACCUGAGCUACAAUCAUCCAGGAGACUCAGGAGAGAAGCUGCUAUCUGCGGGACUGAGAAGUCCACACUGGAGACUGGACACUCUCAGGAUGGACCAUGCUGAGAGCAGAGGUUAAAACCUGGUCUCAGGAAGUGUAAGUAUGGAUUUACAGGAAAUAACAACAUAUCAGCUGAUCAUCAAUAAACUGCAGCUGUGUCUUGUCUUCAUCAGAUUCAU
Solea senegalensis (Senegalese sole) is the source of this 3141-nucleotide messenger RNA. Its product is annotated as NLR family CARD domain-containing protein 3-like. Gene Ontology annotation, molecular function: protein binding. The record is from RefSeq and is a predicted model, not a curated record. NCBI's taxonomy places the organism in Eukaryota, Metazoa, Chordata, Actinopteri, Pleuronectiformes, Soleidae.